Molecule: messenger RNA, 431 nt
Organism: Laccaria bicolor S238N-H82
Lineage: Eukaryota; Fungi; Basidiomycota; Agaricomycetes; Agaricales; Hydnangiaceae
Exons: 2
Coding region: 1-171 (56 amino acids)
Source: RefSeq, a predicted model, not a curated record
AUGGUACCCUUACUGGUGCUAAAUUUCACCCUGCUUCUACACAUUUACUCUCUAUUGGACCGGGAAAUUUUGGCCGAAAUGUCGCGACCCUCGACCUAUGUGACCCAUGUAUCAUUGCACAUAAGGAGGUCAUUUGUUACUUGCGGGCGGCAUGCAUGUUUUUCCUCGUAGAUGGAAGUGGUUCUCGAGACCCUCUGUUAGGAAACAUGAAUGAACCUGAGAACCAUGAAGGAAUCAUUCAAGUCCGAGAAGCAUCGGUUCACAGAAACGUUGCAAGGACUUUUUCGAGGGGUUUAUUUGAAUAGGGUGACCAAUACCGUAACGUAAAUUCUUAUCCAUCAUCGACACGACGACCAAAGAACAGAGUCUUGGGUAGUUUUAGAGCAGUUGCGGUUCUAUGGGGAAAAACCUAAAAUCCGUGGGGUCCUUCA